Molecule: messenger RNA, 354 nt
Organism: Parnassius apollo (apollo)
Lineage: Eukaryota; Metazoa; Arthropoda; Insecta; Lepidoptera; Papilionidae
Source: the annotation of a GenBank genome assembly
AUGUCGGACAGAAAACGCAGUUCUAACUGGCAAAUGUCGGAAAAGAUGUUGCUUGUGGAUUUAGUGACUGAACAUUUCAGUAUAGUAGAAAAUAAGCAUACCGAUGCUGUUACCAUGAAACAGAAAAAUGCGGAGUGGUUUGAGGUCCGCCACGGACCUGCAAAGCCUAAGCUUGAGGACAACCUACUAUACAGAAAAUUCUUGGCUUUGAUAUCUACGACGGUAGUUGGACUGGUAAAUGAAUAUGACAGUGAUAACAUGCGCAAUAAUCAUGUUAUCAUUGAACAGAUUCCUAGCAACGCAUUGGCUUCCGCUAAAGGUACACACAAUUUGAUAUCUCAGUAUAAUUGUUGA